Molecule: messenger RNA, 1815 nt
Organism: Fukomys damarensis (Damara mole-rat)
Lineage: Eukaryota; Metazoa; Chordata; Mammalia; Rodentia; Bathyergidae
Gene: Plekhf1
Product: pleckstrin homology and FYVE domain containing 1
Exons: 2
Coding region: 195-1043 (282 amino acids)
Molecular function (GO): metal ion binding; phosphatidylinositol binding
Source: RefSeq, a predicted model, not a curated record
GCUUCCAGAGGUGGCCUGUCCUGUCCUUCCCUUUCUCUGUCCCGAAUACCUGAAGCCUGGGGAUGUGUUCCAGCCUGUCCUCUUUGUGGGUGGGAUAACUGAAGUUUCCAGUCACCCUGAAUCUUGCUUUCCACGGACUGUUGGAAUUUGAAGCAAGCUGUUAUCUUAUCGCUGGAGAAGCCAAGAAACCAACAAUGGUGGACCACUUGGUGAACACAGAGAUCAACAGCAAGCGGAUUGCCGCUGUGGAGCACUGCUUUGGGGCAUCAGGGCAGCCACUGGCCCUGCCAGGCCGGGUGCUACUGGGAGAAGGUGUGCUGACCAAAGAGUGCCGCAAAAAGGCCAAACCACGCAUCUUCUUCCUCUUCAACGACAUCCUGGUCUACGGCAGCAUUGUGCUCAGCAAGCGGAAGUACCGCAGCCAGCAUAUUAUUCCCCUAGAGGAGGUGACGUUGGAGCAGUUGCCUGAUACCGCGGAGGCCAAGAACCGCUGGAUGAUCAAGACUGCCAAGAAGUCCUUCGUGGUGUCGGCCGCCUCCACCACAGAGCGCCAGGAGUGGAUCGGCCACAUCGAGGAGUGUGUGCGGCGGCAGCUGCUGGCCACCGGCCACCAGCCCACCACGGAACACGCGGCACCCUGGAUCCCCGACAAAGCCACGGACAUCUGCAUGCGCUGCACACAGACGCGCUUCUCAGCCCUCACCCGGCGCCACCACUGCCGAAAGUGUGGCUUCGUGGUUUGCUCCGAGUGCUCCCGAGAACGCUUCCUGCUGCCGCGCCUCUCUCCCAAGCCUCUGCGCGUCUGCAGCCUCUGCUACCGGGAGCUGGCCGCCCAGAAGCUGAAGGAGGAAGCAGAGGAACAGGGCAGGCUCUCCCCGCAGCAGCCGGCCCACCUGGGCGGGGCUUUCUACGGAGCGUCCAGUGGAGACGAUGGCGAUGACGAUGACUCCGAUGAGGACAAGGAGGGCAGCAGGGACGGCGACUGGCCCAGCCGUGUGCAGUUCUAUGCCUCCGGUGUCUCCUGGUCAGCCUUCCACAGCUGACCCUGGCCUGCAGAGCUGCCGCACACACCGGUGCCCCUGCCAGGGCCUGAGCAGCCCUGUGUCCCAGGUGGUGCCCUGCCCCAUGGUGGUUCACACGGGUGGAGGUGGAGAGCUCUUUCCUCUGGAUUCUAGGUGCCUUUUUCUGGAGCUGGGCAUCCAUCCAGGCCCACUUCCAGCUCCACUUCAGGUAGUAAUAACCUUUCCACUUAGCAAGCCCUAGAACACCUAGGCCUCUUGGGAACAAAAGCCAUUCCCCAGGCCUGUAGGCUGGGGCUGCAGCUCCAGGCAACCCCUUGACUUAGCUCCAGGUGUCUGAGCAUUGGGGUACCAGAUGUGGGUCGACAUGCAAAGGGAGGACAGGCAGGAGAGUGAGGUUCUGCUAUGAGCCGAAGUGUGAGCCCCAAAACCCCAGUCCUGCGCCCCAGACAAGCACACCCUACAGAAGAGCAUGAGUCUGGGCCCAUUCGCUGUGCUGGUCCCCACCACCUGCCCACCGAGCCCUGCCAGGCCAGGCACCAAGUUCACCUAAGCCAGGCAAAAGACUGUCAUGCUGUCCCCACCUGGCCCAGGGGACUGCAGCCUCACCUCCCCACAGCCCAGGGUACCCUGAGCAGGCCACUGCCCUGUCCCACCUCCCUCCGGGUGUCCAGGUGUCUGAGGAAAUCCUCUCGUCAUCUCUGUCUACAGACAGUGAAAGCAAUGUUUUCUGUUAGAGCCCUUAGAUGUAAGGAUGGAAACUCUGCCAGACUGACUUACUAAUAAAAAAGAAUGU